GAAUUUGAACUUCUGACCGAGGACAAAUUAAAUUUAACGCUCGGCGCUGACGCGCGAAGUCGUUCUGUUAAAAAAUAUUUGCUUUCGAUGCGUAAUCGAUCGUGCAGUCGAGAUUUUUUACCAAGAUUUAUCGAGCUUCAUCGUAAGAGAUAAAAUAUACAAGCAGUUAAACAUUUUUAUUAACUAAAUUAUUCAAUAACACGAAGGAAUUAAUUAUUAAUUCAUAUACAAAUACGAAGCAAAAAACAGUGAUCGCGUUGUUAAUAUAACGAAACAAUUUUGUUUAUCAAUGAGAUUACACUGGUCCAUUGGAGGAAGAUUUUAGAAAGAUAAGGCGACAAAUGUGAUUUCACUAUAAGAUAACGGCAGAGAGUGUCGCGGAUGAAUUCGUUGCCAUUCCAUCGAAUCGCGGUGUAAGAAGCAUAGUUCAAGCUAGGUGGUCCCGGUGGUGCGGUCGGGUGCAUCGAGAAAUCGGAUCGCUCCAAAAAAAAGUAUCGACUAAUCAGAUACCACCUGGCAUGAUGUGGCUCGGAUCGCUCAUGUUUUUGGCCAUCGCCGUUUCAUUCAUCUCGGCGACAACGGUGGUCGACUUGUCAUUUCAUAAAUUAAAAAAAGAAAUCUUUUUUGUGAAAAUGCAAUCGCAGUAUAAUAAUCUAGAAGGAGUGACAGACCUUAUUUUGAAAGGAAAUGAGUUUGACAGUUUUCUAGAUUGCUCCACUAAUUUAAAUAGUCUUAGAACGCUGGAUUUGUCCCAGAAUCAUCUUCAGCGAUUCUUUUUCCUAUGCAAAGACGAAUAUAAUCUGCAAGUGUUAAAUGUGAGCCACAAUAAAUUGGAGUAUAUCGAUGACAAUGCUCUCAAUGAUCGGAUACCAAAGUUGAAGAUAUUAGAUCUCUCUUUCAACAAACUCACUGUCGUCAAUGAAACCAUGCUACAAUAUUUAACGGAUCUCGAAUAUCUAUCUCUAUCCCAUAAUCCUAUAAGAGAUGGGAUACAUGAAAGCGCAUUUUGGAACUUAACGGCACUGAAGCAUCUUGAUCUGAAGAAUAUAUCCGCACCCUACUUCUCAUCCGUCUUCUUCAAGACCUUGACGGAGCUGUCAACCCUCGAUCUAUCCUGGAACCCAAUCGACACGAUACCUCUAUUGCCGAAAAAUUUGCAGGAGCUGGAUUUAUCCGGCACGCAAGUGAUAAAUCUUGAAAAAUUGUAUCUACCACAGUUACGAGAACUGAAGCUAAAUUACAUGUCGAACUUAACAUCAUUCGUCCUGAAUGAACUCGAAAACCUCACUAGUCUGGAGAUAUUAUCAAUGAUCGGUUGCAGACGAUUAAUUCGGCUUAGUCUUUGGCCGCAAUUUGGUGUUGUGCUACCUCGGUUACAGCGUCUCUCGAUAAAAGAAUGUAGCCUUGAAACCCUGGGUAUCGAGCUGCGUGCAUUGCUGAAACGAACACCGGUCGUCGAACUGGAGAACAAUCCCUGGAGAUGCGACUGUAAAUUAGAAUGGAUCAGUCUGUUAAAUUCGAGCAGAAAUCUCAGUCAAGAUAUCAGAUGCUACGCACCGGAUCAACAUCAUGGCAAACUACUUGCUGAAAUACCAAACUACGAGCUGGAAUGCGAAUACGACUCGUCAAUUCUUUAUCCGAUCCUGUGGACAUGUCUCUCGCUAGUAAUUGUUUCACUAAUCAUCGCCACGAUUUUAGUCUUCCUCAAACGACCAAUAAGUCACUGGAGCUUUAAGGGAAGGAACGGGGAUACUGUCACGUACAAGAACGUCGUUGAAUCGAACAAUGAUCUGGUCCGAAUAUUGGCUGUAUCCGAGGCACACGAACGCAACGAAGAAUGAAGCAGACAAAUUUAAGAGAAAGAAUACACAAGAAUAUACGGACAAUUAUUCGGCUUCAUCGUAAACAUUUUAUCGAUUUUUUGGAAAAAUUUUGUCACAAUAUUUACUUUGAAUAAUAUAAUGUAGCAUUGUUAAUGACAACAUAACGUAAAAUGUCAAUAAGAACAGACGUUGAUGUAUAUAGAUAGCUAAAUAUCUUGCAAAUAGCAAUCUAAAAAUUACUAUUUGCAAGAUAUUAAAAUUUUCGCCCGCCUGAUUAAGAUUAAUUCCAGGAUUAUAUCAUUAAAUAACAAAUUACUACACAAUCAAAUAUAUAUUGUAGCAAACACUAGAAAAGUCUCUUAUGCCACGCUCUGUAAAUUCGAAAGACCAUGUGCCACGGAUUGGAGUAUUCAUAGGGUAUUCCCAAUGUUCGAUAAUAAUGCGAAACUCUUCUGCGGUCGAAUAAAACGUCUUUUUUUUCUGUCGGUAAGAA
Messenger RNA from Cataglyphis hispanica, 2316 nucleotides. Its product is annotated as vasorin-like. The record is from RefSeq and is a predicted model, not a curated record. Gene Ontology annotation, molecular function: protein binding. Bases 519 to 1841 code for a protein of 440 amino acids. NCBI's taxonomy places the organism in Eukaryota, Metazoa, Arthropoda, Insecta, Hymenoptera, Formicidae. Gene Ontology annotation, cellular component: extracellular matrix. The transcript is spliced from 5 exons.